Adineta ricciae is the source of this 501-nucleotide messenger RNA. The record is from the annotation of a GenBank genome assembly. Lineage: Eukaryota; Metazoa; Rotifera; Eurotatoria; Adinetida; Adinetidae.
AUGAUUCUCGAAUCUGUCGAUCGACAAUGUAAAUGUCAUGGUGUAUCAGGUUCAUGUGAAUUCAAAACAUGUUGGCGUUCACUUCGAUCAUUUACACAAAUUGCUAAACAAUUAAAAGAAGCAUACGAUCAAUCGAUUGAAGUGCGUUUACAACGGAAUCUCUUCGAUAAAAAAUUACGUUUCGUACCACGAAAUCUGCCUUAUCAUAUCUCCAAACAACCCGUAUCGAUCAUGACGACGUAUAAAAAUGAUCUAAUCUUUUACAGCUCAAGUCCGAAUUAUUGCGAGAGAAAUUUAGAAUUGGGCUCAUUGGGAACAAUCGGACGCGUUUGUAAUCGAAGUUCACGUGCUAUUGAUGGAUGUGAUUUACUUUGUUGUAAUCGAGGUUAUCAAUCUCAAAUAGUCACUGUACGAGAUCAAUGUAAUUGUCGCUUUCAAUGGUGUUGUUACGUUCAAUGUCAAAGUUGUGUUACUACCGAGGAAAUAAGUCGUUGUUUGUAA